This is a messenger RNA of Hippopotamus amphibius kiboko, 2028 nucleotides long. It is a transcript of the gene GTPBP6, whose product is annotated as GTP binding protein 6 (putative). Gene Ontology annotation, cellular component: cytoplasm. Gene Ontology annotation, molecular function: GTP binding; ribosome binding. Lineage: Eukaryota; Metazoa; Chordata; Mammalia; Artiodactyla; Hippopotamidae. The record is from RefSeq and is a predicted model, not a curated record. The coding region runs from base 29 to 1684 and encodes 551 amino acids. The transcript is spliced from 9 exons.
GACCCCGCAGCGGAGCGGCGCGCGCGCAAUGUGGGCCCUGCGGGCCGCCGUCCGCCCGGGGGCCCGGCUCUCUCGCGUGACCCCCGGCUGCCGGGCUCCGCGGGCCGCGCCGCUGCUGCCGCCCUGCCCCGAGCGCGCUCUCGCCGCCUCCCGCGGGGGCCUGGCGGGCUCGGAGGGGCGAGGGGGCGGCGGGCGGGGCCCACGUGCGGACGGCCGGAGAGGUCGGGCUGGAGAACAGGAGGGCGAGGAGGAGCCGGAGGAGGCGGAGGAGGCGGAGGAGCUGCUGAGGAGGGACCCUUUGCUGCCGGCGGGGGCCCAGCGCGUGUGCUUGGUUCACCCCGACAUCAAGUGGGGGCCCGGGAAGCCCCAGGGGACCCGAGCUGAGUGGCAGGUGGCAGAGGCACGAGCGCUGGUGCACACGCUGGACGGCUGGUCGGUGGUGGACACGGUGGUGGCGCCCACCAAAGCGCCGGACAGGAAGCUCGUCUUCGGCAGGGGGACCUUGGAGCGCCUGACGGAGAAAAUCAGAGGGUCCCCGGAAACCACCGCCGUCUUCCUGAACCUGGAGAGGGUGGCCGCGCCCACCAAGAAAGAACUGGAAGCCGCCUGGGGCGUGCCGGUGUUCGACCGAUUCACGGUGGUUCUUCACAUUUUCCGCUGCAACGCCCGCACCAAGGAGGCCCGGCUGCAGGUGGCGCUGGCGGAGCUCCCGCUGCUCAGGUCCCACCUGAAAAAUGAUGUCGCCCACCUGGGCGGACGAGGAGGGGGCUCUCGCUACAUCAUGGGGUCAGGAGAGUCUUUCCUGGAGGUGCAACAGCGUCUCCUGAAAGACAAGGAAGUGAAGAUCCGGAAGGCCCUGGACAGACUCCGCCAGAAGAGGCUCCUCCUGGGGCGGCAGCGGAAGCAGCGGGAGUUCCCCGUGGUCUCCCUGGUCGGGUACACGAACUGCGGAAAGACCACGUUGGUCAAGGCCCUGACGGGGGACGCCGCCCUGCAGCCCCGGGACCAGCUCUUUGCCACGCUGGACGUCACGGCCCACGCGGGGGGGCUGCCCUCCCGGCUCACCGUCAUCUACAUGGACACCAUCGGCUUCCUCUCCCAGCUGCCCCACAGCCUGGUGGAGUCCUUCUCGGCCACCCUGCAGGACGUGGCGCAUUCGGACCUGCUCGUGCACGUGCGAGACGUGAGCCACGCCGAGACGGAGCUGCAGAAGGCCAGCGUGCUGUCGGCCCUGCGGGGCCUGCACCUGCCGCCGCCGCUGCUGGAGCGCAUGCUGGAGGUGCACAACAAGGCGGACCUGCUGCCCGGGUACAGACCCGCGGAGCCCGGCGCCGUGGCCGUGUCCGCGCUCCGGGGGCUCGGGCUGGAGGAGCUGAAGGCCCGGCUGCAGGACGCGGUUCUGAGAGCCACGGGGAGACGCGUCCUCACUCUCCGCGUGCCGCUGGCGGGGCCGCAGCUGAGGUGCGUCGGGCCUGCCCGGCGGGAGGGGUGGUCGCGCCAGUCGCCGCAGCCGCAUCACCUGCCCCGAGCAGGUGCCCAGCCGGUCGUGCACACGCUGGCCCACCGAGGAGCCGGAAGUCUCGGUGGGGCCGUGGGGGCUCCGUCGGGGUCUCCCUUCCCCACCAAACGCGUCUUCCUCCCAGCUGGCUGCAUCAGGAGGCCACGGUGCAGGCGGUGGACGUGAUGCCUGAGGCCGGGGCGGCCGACGUCAAGGUCAUCAUAAGCGACUCUGCUCACGGCCGGUUCAGGAAGCUCUUUCCAGGGUGAAAGGACGCCUGAGAGCCGGGGGAUCCCUGAGGACUGGAGGGGCUCCCCGAGGGCUGGGGGGCUGCAGCGUUCCAGCCUCAGAACAGGAGCCCUGGGUGGCCCCCACAGCCCCCGUCAGCCUGGCGGGAGGCCUGUGGGCCGGGAGUGGACGUCCACGGUGGGACGGAGCUGUUCUGGUGGGCGGUCAGGGCAUCUGGAGAGCUGACGUCCAUGCGGGGUGACGGACCCACCAGACAGUAAAAGCUCUGUGUGUGUGUGUGU